CGCCUCCUCGCGCACUCCUGCACUCGCGCCCGCUCCUCCCGCACGCGCGCCGCGCCCUCACCUCUCUCUCCCCCUCCAAACCCUACCCCACGCCGCUGUCCAGGUCCAGCCCCACGCCGCCAUCGUCUUCUUCGCCCAGCCGGCCGCCGCCGCACCGCACGCUCGUGCGCAGGGGCGAGAAGGGGAACCGCCGCCCGCUCCCGGAGCGCGAGGAGGACGAGGUGAGGCAGCGCCCAGAUCCACGGCGGCAUCGACGCGCCGUCGUCGACCUGAGCCGCCACCGUCCUCGAGGUCGGCCAUGGAGGGGGGGGGGGGUCCGACCCAGCUGCAGCCGUCGUCCAGACCAAGAUGCCCAAACAGUUCCUGCUGAUCCAGACGAAGAUCCUCGAUUUCUUCAAGAUCCAGCGGCGCCCGGCAGCCGCGGUGGCCGAGCCGCCGGAGGGGAAGAAGAGGAAGCGGAAGGCCGCCAGCGCGCUGGUGGUGUCCGAGAAGAAGAGCAGGAAGCUACCCUUCACCCCCAGCAAGACCCCGUCCGGCGCCUCACGCAGAUGGCCUCGCUCGCCACGGCGCUCACGGCCACCAGCGCCGUCUUCAGCAACGACCUCACCUACGUGCCCGGCAUGGCGCCCCGGUCCGCCAACCAAUCCGCCCUCGUGGCAGGAGGGAUGCAGGUGCUGCCAAGGGAGAAUGCAGAGACAUUGAGCCUAUGGAAGAGGAUGAUGGAGCAAGGGGCCUCUCCUCGUCGUCUUCAAUCCGGUGGAAGGGAUUGGAGCCCUUGAAGCAUUUGAAUGGAGCAUAUGUAUGCACGUUGCACUUCAUCUUAGGCGAGUGCGACUGUUACAUAUAUGUAAUGAUGUUGCAAUUGCUAAGAUAAUGGAAGCAACACUUAUUUUGCCAGUUCUGAAGCAGGACCAAAUAUGGAAAGACCAGGCGUAAGUGCUACUUUCUCUUGUACUAGGUGUCCCUCUUUUCUGAAUAAUCACAUUGCCUUCGCUUAAUCUGCUAAUUUGAGUCGUUUGUGGUUCCUUCCUAGGCUCCUAACUAACUGCAUAGAUACUAAUUAUUAGUAUAUUGUGCUACACCAUAAUUAGUGCUAAGUGAGCUGUGUCUAUGGUUUACACUGUCAUCCGUGAAGCCGGCGCUGUCAUCUUCUCGCGUGGCUGCCUCCAGCCCAUCCAACCCUCUGCUCUCCUCCACCAGGUGAAAGCAGCACCACCGCACACGCCCUGCCGUCGUGACUGCCGAUGACCUACGGGCCCGUCUCUCUCUCAAUCUCAAUCUCCUUGUGGACUGAAAGAUGGCGUGGUUGAUGCAAUCCGUGUAUCCCUCACAGAUCCACUUGGAACUCAGGCUGCAAACCAUCAAAUAGUGGGUUGGGUACCAGACCGGAGAGGGGCGGGGAGGAGAGUUCUACGGCGGCAGCGCCAGGAUCAACGCGUGGGACCUGGAACUGAAGCCCGAUCAGGCCAGCUCGUCGGUCAUGUGGCUCGCCAGCGGCAACAAUCAGAUCAUGUCGGGUUUCAUGGUAUCCCCCGAGCAGUACAACGACACCGAUCUCCAUUUCUUCGUGUCAUGGACGGCCGAUGGGUUCAACGCCACGGGCUGCAUGGACACGGACUGCCAGGGCUUCGUGGGCUCCACGCCGCCGGCCAGCGUCUCCCCCGGGUCGACGGUCACGCCGACGUCCGUCUACCACGGCAAACAGACCGAGUACACCGUCACCAUCCUCCAGGUGGCUGGGAACUGGUCCCUCAUCGUGGACCUGUCGGGGGAGAACGAGACGGUCGGGUACUUGCCCGGCUCGCUGUUCACGGGCCUGGCGAGCAACGCGACGGUGGUCGGCUGGGGAGGCAACGCGCAGUCGUCGUCCGGCGCCGGGCCGCCGAUGGGGAGCGGACACGGGCCGGACGAGGGGGACGGCGUCGCGGCCUACGUGGCCAGCAUCGCGGUGUACGAUUCCAAGGGGAACGCCACCGCCCCGGCGGCCGGGAACGUGACGUCGCUCACGGACGCCGGAGACUGCUACGGUGCCAGCGAUUACGAGGUCGGAAAGGACGACGGCGGGUUCUUCUAUUACGGGGGGCCUCAAGGUUGCAACCACUAAAAUGUGAGGAUGGCUUCAUCAUGGGUGUCGAGACUCGAGACCAACAGUAGUCAUCAGAUAUGAUGAAUAAGUGGAUGAUUUAUAAUUACAGUACUACAUUUUAUCUAGCAAACAUGCAUGUGCGGUUACAAAUAAUGUAUGCUCAUAGCACAAUGAGCACGACUCAAGACCCGCUUUAGGUCCACGUUACCUAUUUCAACAGUCUCCUCCGUGUUGUU
Molecule: messenger RNA, 2322 nt
Organism: Triticum aestivum (bread wheat)
Lineage: Eukaryota; Viridiplantae; Streptophyta; Magnoliopsida; Poales; Poaceae
Exons: 10
Coding region: 1481-2104 (207 amino acids)
Source: RefSeq, a predicted model, not a curated record